CAUGUCCUCCCCUCCCCAAAAAGUCGCUCUAUAUGCGACCAACGACCUCAAAAACGCAACCGAUGACGCCGUGGCUCCUUUCUUAACCUCAUUACCCAAACCAUACACCUUUACGCAACAACAUAAAACCACCAAUAUACGCCUCGCUUUAGGCUACACUGCCGUCGCCAUUGCCGGCGCUUUGUUCUACGCGGACUACAAACUCGGAUGGGAUGCAACAAAACCAUACACCGCACCUGCCUGUAUAGCAUAUUUCCUCCUCAACUCGGCCUUGACAUACUGGAUAUGGGCCGUCGAAGCGGGGACGAUAUUCGUGGGGACUAGAGAAGGGGGACAAAAGUUGACAAUAAAGUCCUCAGCCAAGAAACAUUCAUCGAUAUACAAACUGAAAAUCACAUAUGAAGCACCAUCAGGCAAGAAAUGGGAGGAUAAAGAAGUCUCGACCUCCUUCACCGAAUGGUUCAGCAUUCAGGGAUACUUGCAGAAGAAGGAGUUUCAGGCAUGGUUGACCAAGAAUAUUGAUGUUCUCAAGGUGGCUCAAAGUGAGGGCAAGUUGCCAUCGCUAACAAAUGCCGAUGCCGAUACCAAUACCCCGGCUAUCUCAGAUGCCGAUAUUGUUACAUUUGGCGCAUCUGCUUUUUCGUCGGGCUCGGAUGCGGCUACAACGACCAUGGCUGCCGCUGCGGGAGCUCCUCCUCCACAAAGUGCGAAGAAAUCUCGUUCAAAGAAGAAGCCUUGAGAAAGUGCGUGUGGGUCGACUUACGACUGCCUCUUUGGUCCAAAAGAAGGGAAGGGAUCUGGUGUAACAGCCCUUUUCGCCGACUACUUGGUCGCUCUAGCGAUACGAGCCUGUUCAUGUUCAUGUUCACCAAAACUGCCUAGUCUCUACACACGUCACAAGCAACACAGCACCGUCCAAGUCGCAUCACGUGUCGGCCUCUUCCUGGAACCUUGUUUUGAAUGCAUCCCACAUUAUUGAGGCAAGGGUUGCGAUCUCGCCAACGUCCAGGAAGAUGAUUGAUUAGAUCGAUCUACAACAAGAUCGGCAUAAGAUGACCACUAACAAUGUAUUUCAAUCUUCUGGGCCAUGCUGACUGGUAGCUGUGAGCUUGAAUGUACUAUGGGAUGAAGGAGGAUGAUUCAUAGUCGAGCCCAUAAAAGAGUCACCGACAUGAUCAAUCUCCAUAU
Molecule: messenger RNA, 1188 nt
Organism: Exophiala mesophila
Lineage: Eukaryota; Fungi; Ascomycota; Eurotiomycetes; Chaetothyriales; Herpotrichiellaceae
Exons: 3
Biological process (GO): protein targeting to ER
Cellular component (GO): signal peptidase complex; membrane
Source: RefSeq, a predicted model, not a curated record